This is a messenger RNA of Leptidea sinapis, 7563 nucleotides long. RefSeq names its product rhomboid-related protein 2 (gene rho-4). Gene Ontology annotation, molecular function: calcium ion binding; serine-type endopeptidase activity. Gene Ontology annotation, cellular component: membrane. Lineage: Eukaryota; Metazoa; Arthropoda; Insecta; Lepidoptera; Pieridae. Bases 262 to 1413 code for a protein of 383 amino acids. The record is from RefSeq and is a predicted model, not a curated record. The transcript is spliced from 7 exons.
CUACUAGGUAUUUAUUUAGUUUCUAACGGUAAUUGGUUGUAGGUGAACGUAUAAUUUGACCUUUUCUUAUCCGUAUUACUUCGUUAGGAAAUUAUAGAAUAGGACUCAGAAUACAGUGAAUAAUAUCUAAUCUCAUGUAUUAAAUAAUUUUAUCAUGAUAGUGUGACUGUAGCAGAGUUAUUCAGAUGUUCAGAUCGCCGUUUAUUGGUGUCAUUCUCAGGCCACAUAUUUCGUGAAAACCGGACCUUUUUUUAAAUUACAAUGACUUCAGGUCAAAGGGAAACUAAUGUGUCUAUACCACUUACACCUACAAGAUCAGAUUUGUAUUGGAGAAGAAUUUUUACCAAGUACGACAAAGAUAACGACGGCCGAAUAUCGUACGUCGAACUGAAGAACAUAAUCGAAUCCAGGGAAUACGACCACGACUUGCCCGACAAUGUCGUGGAGAAGAUCAUGGCGCUCGCCGACCGGGACAACUCGGGCUAUCUCGAGUUCACGGAGUUCGUUGAAAUGAUGCACAACCCGGCGCUGAAGGCUGUCUUUGGACACUUCGUGGCCAGAUACGUGCAUUCGAUUGUGCCACACAGAUCCCCCGUGGAUACUACUGGAAGGUGGUCAGGCUUCCAACCGGUCACGACGUCGGAUGGCGUCCGAUCUCGUAGCAAGACAGUGUUCACGUACACAGACGGUACGUACGAAGAGGAGUACAGCUGUUGGCCGCCUGCAGUGUCCAUGAUCAUCAUAUCCUUGGUGGAGAUUGUGCUUUUCUGCUACGACGCGGCUCACAGCACCUCUACGGCUUCGGGGCCCAUCGGCAAGCUAUUCCUCUACAACCCGCGGAAGAGGCACGAAGCCUGGAGGUUCCUGACCUAUAUGCUGGUGCAUGUUAACGUGGUACAUCUUCUAGUCAAUCUUCUGGUGCAGCUGUUUCUCGGCGUACCACUCGAGAUGGUGCACCGAUGGUGGAGAGUUGUGCUAGUCUACUUGGCUGGAGUGGCUGCGGGUUCCCUGGCCACGAGUCUGGCAGAUCCAAAAGUCUACCUUGCGGGUGCUUCCGGCGGAGUAUAUGCCCUAAUAACAGCGCAUAUAGCGACAAUUAUCAUGAAUUGGGCUGAAAUGGAGUUCGCCAUAAUUCAGUUGCUGGUUUUCGUGUUGCUGGCGGGCGUGGAUGUCGGGACCGCGGUGUAUGAUCGCUACUGGAAGCACACGCAGCAGAACAUCGGAUACGUGGCCCAUCUGGGCGGAGCAGUCGCUGGUCUCCUCGUGGGUAUCGGAGUAUUGCGUAACCUGGAGAAGAGAAAAUGGGAGAAAAGAUUAUGGUGGGCGGCCGUUCUACUCUACUUCUCUCUCAUGAUAGCCGGUAUACUCGCCAAUAUAUUCUGGGAGUCACAUUUUUUGAGUGAAGCCUACUAGAAGUGUACGAGACUUUUACUGCAUCAGAUUUUUGGAUGCAUUUUUGUCAAGCGAGCUUUUUUAAUCUUAAAAACGUGUCCGUAAAACUUUUUAAGUUGUAAACGAAAUGUGCGAUUUGACGUAAUGAGGUCAUAAAUAAAAUAUCAUAUAUGUAUUGGUGACAAAUCCAGGGAUUUAUUGUGGAUUAUUAUAUUAACUUUAAUUCGUCGUUUAGGUGGUUUUUUAAUGUUGUUAAGGUUUACCGAAAGUAUUUUGACUGAAUAAAGAUUUAUGCAUAAAAAUUAAAACGUAUGUGCCUACCGUACGUUGAAAUGGAACCGAACGUAAGCAUAGACCUUAGCUUUAACUAAACAUUAUUAUUAUUUUUCUAUUUGGAAACAAACACUUGUAUAAGCAUUCCACACAGACAUUUUUGUCUAUUUAUAAACGAGAUUGACCAGCAUCUCUUAAUAAGACUAGAAGAAAAGUAUAUACUAAAAGGUGGGCUAUCUAGUAUUUUAAAUUUGAAUCGGCUGUAAAAAACUUGAUUAUCUUUUUUUUUAUGGAAAUACGGGACGAGACGGGCAGGACGGUCAGCUGAUGGUAAUUGAUGCGCCCUGCUCAUAAGAAUGCAGUGCCGCUCAGGAUUCUUGAAAAACCCCAAAUAUUCAGAGCAGCACUACAACUGCGCUCGUCACCUUGAGACAUAAGAUGUUAAGUCUGAUUUGACCAGUAAUUUCACUAGCUAUGGCGCCCUUCAGACCAAAACACAGUAAUGCUUACAAAUUAAUGCAUCACGGCAGAAAUAGGCGCUAUUGUGGUACCCAUAAUCUAGCCGGCAUCCUGUGCAAAGAAGCCUCCCACUUGUAAAUCUUUUCAAAUUUCUAUUAUUUUAUUGGAAAGGUUGAAAUUUUUCAUUUAAGAAUGGAACAUAAUAUCAUUCAUAUGACCAUCACGACUGGCUCGGCAGUACCCCAUCCGAUUAACCCAAUUUUUUCAGUACAUUUUCGAUUGCUUCGGCUUGAAUCUCUUCAAUGGCAAUUUCGAUUUUACGUUUGAGCGCGUCAAUUAUCUCUGGAUGGUUGUAACAUUAAUCGUUAAUGGUUCCCCACAGAAAAUAAUCCCUCGGGCUCAAAUCACAGCUCCGAGCUCCUAUUCAAAAUAGGACAUGCUAUCACUUAUUGGACGUCAAAAACUACCCAUUCGAAAAAGUAAAGUAAGUUUUUAAUAUUUCCCAAUUUUGUUUCAGCAUAUAGAGCCCAUUUUGUACAUGUCAAACAUAAAAUUAAUGUCAUUCUACCUGUCAAAGUCAAAGUUAUCGAUGCUUCAAAUUUAAAACACUAGUUGGGCCAUCUAUAAGACUCCCACAAAGUCUUAUAAAAACUAAAACCACUCUACGAUAUGACUACAAUUUACUAUUUUAAUGAAAGUAUUAAAUUAACUUUGUAUUAUUAUAUUAUUUAAAUAUUACAUAUUAUAGUAGUAAAACAACAAUCUUUUCUAACAUUAAGUCUUAGAUCAUUUAUACUUCUAGAUAGACUAUGACAGACAAAAUUGAGUUUAGAACUAACUUCUAUUUUGAGUAAUUCACGCACACUAACACAAAGUGUCAUACAAAUCGCGAGUGUAAGACGUAGCUUGUCACGCACACUAAACUUAUAUUCCUGGCCUGUUUUUAUCGGUUGUUUAACAGCAAGAGACUAUCUGGACAUACAAAUUAUCUAAGCAUUAAGUAUAUAUAUAAAAUUCAUUCGCAGCAUAGUUUUUGCGCGGAAAUUGUGUUCAUAAUUUAUUUUUGUAACUUAUUGCAUUCUAACGUGCCUAUUUUUGUAUUUAUUUACAUAAUAUUGUGUGUGUAUGUAUAGAUGAAAUGUACGUUGCAGGUAUAUGCAUAGGGAUAGGUACGUUGCAGGCAUAUGCAUGAGCAGUGAACGCAUAUAAAAUAUGGAAGCAGUCUUUUAAUACAAUCUACUGUUGAUUAUUAGCGCCAAAAAUUCACACAAUUAAGUCACAUUACAGUAAACUAUCACUGCUUAGAAUAAGGAGUGUUAUAGGUAUUCGAUCUAGGUCGAUAUUAGAAUGUCAGUUAUUUUGUCAUGCGCACAAAGUGAUUUACGUGAUUGGUUCUCGGCAUGACAUGUUUACGGUUACUAAGGGUAACUGGGUUCGUGCGCUGGACAUAUUGUCAAUGUUUGUCAGAUAAGUGGAUGAUAUAUGUGUAAUGUAUGUAUAGUUUUAGUUGCGAUAUCUUAAAGCGUCAAAAAUGCUGCCAUGUUUUAUAUGCAUAGGGUAUGAUUCUCCUAGAUUUAGAUUUUGUCUUGAAAUUGAUGAAACCAUAAGCCUUAUAAGCUAGUAGACUCUUUAUUCAUAAGUGUGCAAUGCAAACAGUUGAGUCAACCAAUUGAGGUAAGCGUGCGCGGGGUACUGAACGCUCAUUGGUCGGAUGAUGAUCGCGAAAUAUAAUGAAUUAUGCAUGUACACGUAAAUUACUCUCGAGACGUUUUUGCGUUUUUGUGAGUGAACGUGUACAGUCAGCACAAAAAUAAAUAAACCAAUUCUUUUACAUUUAAUAAUAUUAAACGAUAUUAAAAUACUGAAUAUUAAUUACUAUUCAAUAUAAUGUUUAAUUCUAGAUUUCUUCAAAUAUAGACAUUUCCGCACUUAUCCUCACUUUGUUCCGAUGAAUCAUUUAUGUUAACUGUUAUUUGUUCUGAUAAUAUUAUGUCUCUAGUCUCAUGCAUGUCUUGAAAUUUUUAAUAACUUUAACAAUAAUAACACUUAACAAUAAAUAUUAUAAACCAUGCAUAAAAUCAAUUUAUUCCUUUAUUAACUAAAGCAAUAAGUAGCAAUGUUUAUAAGUAUAUAUAGUAGAAAAAACCGAUUGUGUGAAACAUGCAGUCAUAAAUAGAUUGACAGAUGACAGCUAUAAUCUUGUAAAAAAACAGAGAUAGCCGAUGUCCACUACGUUUUAAGCAACUGUUCACUUUCAAACUUAGCCGGAUUAUACUUCUUCGUCAUAUUGUAAUUACUAUUUCAAACUUAUGUCAAAUGACUGCACGUUUCAUACUAAACUAAAUUUCAAUUUUUACUUAGGCAGUCCUGCCUCUGAUUACGUAGUAUUUGCAUCCUGUUUGUUGUGUGUAAGAUAUUUUGUAGUGAACAAUGUACGUUUGGAAGUAAUUAUGUAGGUAGUUCGAAAACUUAAUUCUAAGUAAGUUAUUGAUUAUUUAUUUACUGAUGAGUAUUAUUCUUAUCCCGUCCUUGUAUUUUAACGAAUCUAUGUGCCUUGUAUUCCAAAUUUAAAAUUAUAUAUUUGGGAAUUUUCAGACGAACUUUUAUCACUCAUUGCUCAUUUCACCUCAAUAUUGCAGCAUGGAUAAUUAAUUAAUUUGAAAAUCAGUUGUUCUAAUUAUAAUUUUUUUUUUCAAUCUAUCCUUAGUUUAACUUACGGAUACAUUGCUGUCACCGUUUAAUGACAAGAUCUUAUCUAUCCAUAGUUAUGUCCAAUAUAGUUAUAGUCCAAUGCUACCUGGUAAUAGGUUAUUGAAAUGUAAGUAAGCGUAAAAGGAUAGAUUUGUCGACCUCUAGUAAGUUAAACUAAGGAUAGAUAGGUUAUUUAAAACGGCCGUAAGUUAACUUAGCAUUACUUUAUACUAAUUUCCAAAAAAGUCAUUACAUUGAUUUACGAUCAAUUUAAGGCUGAUGUGAUAAUACACGAACUUGUUUUUUACUGUCAAAGCUUGAGCUAAGCUUAAGAUCAGCAUAAUUUUAGCUGUCAAAUGACUAUAAAAACGAAAAGAUUAUGCGAAACUUGCACUCAGCUAAGUUUUAUGUACCUACGUAAAGUUUGAGCAAAGUGUUUUUUUUAAUAAAAAUAAAGGCCGAGACUAACAUGACGUUCAGCUGAUUGUAAUUGAUACGCCCCGCCCAUUACCAUGCAGUGCCGCUCAGGAUUAUUGAAAAACCCAAAAAAUCUGAGCGAUCUAGUAGUGAUCUCACUACAAUUGCGCUCGUCACCUUGAGACAUAAGAUGUUAAGUCUAAUUAGCCCAGUAAUUUCACUAGCUACGGCGCCCUUCAGAUCGAAACACUAAUGUUUACCCACUACUGAUUCACGGCAGAAAUAGGCUCCGUCGUGGUACCUAUAAUCUAGCCGGCAUCCUGUGCAAAGGAGCCUCCCACUCGUAAAAAAGGUCUUAGAAGGAAUAGAUAUAGACAGAUUUCGAGCUCUGCGUUUUCCGUAAAUUUUUCCUAUUUUCCAUGUUAAAGUACUGCCUAUCGUAUUGGUUAGUAGUUUUACUCAGGCAAUUAGCAGCUCAGUCCAAAGUACAUAUUAGUCCAAUAUUUAGCUAAAUAUUAGUCUAAUUUUAUACUUAUAUCUUAGACGCCUCUCUAACCUAGCACAAAGCAUUGACUUAAUAUAGUUGUGAUAAAGACUGCGCUAGCAUUAAAUUACCAAUAUGUCUACAUAGCAUUAUACUUCGUACCUUAAAUCAUUUAUACUAGAUGUCUAGACAGACUACUAGAUAGACAGCUGUGAAGACUUCGAAAAAAAAAUGAUUUUGAGUUUGACGUCUGUUUUGAGCAAUGCACGCACACUAACACAAAGUUACAUAAAAAUUUACGAGUUUACGGUCUGUUGUCCACCAAAGAGGAGAUGGUAUUUUGAUAACCAAUCAGUUUUCGUUAUUUAUAUAUAUCCUCUCCGCUUUGCUUCGGUGGAAAUGGAUCAAGCGGAGAGGAGAGGAGAUGUCUCAUUUUUCUAUAGAAUUUUUUGCCGCGUCCAACGAUCAAGCGGCGCGUCAGAGAUGCGUGUAGGUGGGCAUUUAGUAGACAUCACUUGACUGAUCUCGAGCUCACACAGCUCACAUCUCCUCUCCUCUCUGGUGGAAAUAACCUGACAGCUUCGCGGCUUAUCUCCUCUCGUCUCCACUCCUCUCCGGUUUGGUGGAUACUGGGCCUAAGACGUUUUGUCAGUUUUUUGUUUGUUUAGACGGCUUGUCAUGCACACUGAAGUGAUAAACUUGGCCUGUUUUUAUUGGCUGUCUAGCAGCGAAAGACACUACAUCUAGACAUUUAAGUUAUAUAAGCUUCGUACAUUGUUACAAGGUGACAGCACUAAGUAUUGAUAAGUUAUAGAAGUCAUACCAUCUUGUAUGUUUUCAAACGUAUUACCACACCCCACUACUCUUUGUAAUAAUUAUGAACCUACCUACGCUUUGUAAUGUUAUAAUUAUUACUCGAUUGUAUGAAACGCGCAGUCAUCGACAGAUUGAUCUUGUAAAACACAGAGAUAACUGAAAUAUUUAAUAGAUUACCAAAAUAAUAAAGAGAGGAGACAGUUUUAAAUAGAUUUAAAUUUAAAUAAUUAACACUAUUAAAGAAAAAUUGUUUUUACUCAAUAAACGAAUAUUAUCAAAUGAAGUGGUAACUGGCACCAAUAUUAUUUUUACCAAUAAUAUAAUAUUUUUUUGUGAUUAUUUUUACUACAUUAUCUCUUAGCAUUUCAUUAAUUAUUGUAAUUGUGUAUUGUAAUGAAAUGACCCAUUUAGGUAUGGCUUUAGUAGCUGUAGCUGUAAUUAGUUAUUGUUAGGUUUGUAAUAUUGUGAAGCGAAACCACAAAAAUAUUUGCAUAUCUGUCAAGACGGAACAUGUGCCUGCUGUUGAAUUUGUAACAACUUUACAUGUGAAUGUUUCUGGCAAAUUAAGAAUUUUGACUUUGAAAUCCACUACGUUUUAAGCAACUGUUCGCUUUCAAACUUAGCCGGAUUAUACCCCGUCUUCAAUCGCCAUACUGUAAUAACUAGUAUUUCAAACUAAUGUCGAAUCACCGCACGUUUCAUACUAAACUAUAUUUCAAUUCUUACUCAGGCAGUCCCAACUCUUAUUACGUAGUAUUUACAUCCCCUUUGAUAGUUAUUAGUUUACCAAAUAACUUCAUAAGUGUAAAUUAUUGGUUUUUCAUUACAUUUUAAUAUAAACAAGGAUUUAAGUGGCCUGUUUGUGGCUGCUAAUAUUUUAUAAUUAUUAUUUUAUUUGUUCGUUGUUGAGAUUUUUAUUUUUAAUAAUUAAUAACAUAUUUUGUCGAUACGUUCCUGUUUGUAUAUAAACAUGCACAAUAAUUAUUGUAUGGUGAUUAAGUAUUAAGUUAAAUAAAUGCCAUUUUUUAAUA